UCAAAGUUUUCACGUUAGCCGAAACGACUGGUUGCGUGGUAGCUGCUCCCACCCGUUCGACCACACAGUGUGCCCUUCGACCGCUGGUCUUUUACAUCCCGGCAAAAAUGGCACAGAUUCUAACGAACAUACACGACUGGUACCGAGACCUCAUGGACAACCAGAGCGAUCCCCGCGUCGCCGACUGGCCGAUGAUGUCGUCGCCCUUUCCCACUCUUGGCCUUUGCAUAUUUUAUGCGUACUUUAGCAAAUCGCUAGCACCAAAGCUGAUGGAGAAGCGCAAACCAAUGGACCUUAGGAAUACGCUAGUUAUUUACAAUCUCUUCCAAACCAUCUUCAGCACCUGGAUAUUCUACGAGUACCUGCAAAGUGGAUGGGGUGGACGCUACAGCUUCCGGUGCCAGCCCGUCGACUACUCGGACAAUCCUCUCGCGCUACGGAUGGCGCGAACGUGCUGGUGGUACUACGUCUCGAAAUUCACCGAGUUCUUCGACACGCUGUUCUUCAUCCUGCGGAAAAAGACUCAGCACGUCUCGACCCUGCACGUCAUCCAUCACGGCUGCAUGCCAUUCUCGGUGUGGAUGGGCAUGAAAUUUGCCCCCGGUGGCCACAGUACAUUCUUCGCCAUGCUGAACUCGUUCGUGCAUAUUGUGAUGUACUUCUACUACAUGGUAGCGGCACUGGGACCCAAGUAUCAGAAGUACAUCUGGUGGAAGAAGUAUCUGACUGCAUUCCAGAUGGCCCAAUUCGUCGCCAUCUUCACGCACCAGUUCCAGCUGCUGUUCACCGAGUGCGACUACCCGAAGGGCUUCAUGGUGUGGAUCGGGCUGCACGGUAUCAUGUUCCUGUUCCUGUUCUCCGAUUUCUACAAGCAGGCGUACAACAAGCGCAUCGGCCGUGCCAAACGGGAAGCGGAAGCACUGCUGCUCGAGAAGUCGCACGCCAACGGCAAGCUGCACAACGGCGAUGCGGUCAACAACAAUCAGGGUGCCUGCAUGCCCGUCCUGAACGACGACGAUGAUCUGCACCAGCGGAAGGUGACCGGAAACGGAAUGUACCUGAACGGUGGUGCCAAAACGGCGAAUUCCUACAGCAAUGGCAAUUCGAACGGUUUUGUCGAAUCGAUCCAGCAGUCGAACGGUGGCAUCGGCGAGAACGGUGGGGCACGGGUGCGGAAAAUCCAAUAACGCUAGCAACAACUAGAAGAAGUCAUCGGUGGUUAGCGCGCAUCAUUACCAUCACCCUUCACCAUCACCGACCCCCGCCUUCGUCCACCGUGCGGCCAUCCGUGUCCUUUGCGCCAUUCGUGUCCAUCCCGGACCCAUCCCGGUCGCGGGCGAGCAGCGAGAUCGGCAGGAGUAAAGCGCGACCGUCGACAGGAGAGACUGGAAAUUGUUUAUUUUUAGUACGCUUUUGUCUAAAGAUGAUUCAGUUUUCCCCGGGACCCGGCAUGCAGGCAAACCGUGCGGCGGUGCGGCUGACGUAUCGCGUCCCCGUCAAAGGACAUGCACGACCCAACGUUUGGACGAUCUUAACGACCGUGUUCUCGCUUGUGGAAAAGGCGAUGCAUCGAUCGGUGCAGAUCAGCAACAGGAGCAGGCCAAGCAGAUCACGGCAGUGCGGAAUCGGUGGAAAACGGUUGGUGAUGGCGUCAGGCUCACGAGCUUCGUUGUUUUCGGGGAUUCGGGGUGCACCCUGGAGGAGGGAAAUAUUCAGGGUUGAAGCCAGACUAGCAAAGCGGACACGUGUGGCACGAAACGAUGCUGCACUAUGGAAUAAUGUAUUUUUUGGAAUUUUUUACAUAGACCGUAGUAAACUAUAGGCUCGGGGUAGAAAAGGGCACGCGUGACCAGCGCGUACUCGUGCUCAGUAAGCGGAAUAGAAGGGGAGGGGGGAGGGUUUUCAGACCCGCGGGCACCGCAGCUUUUCCACGGCGGCACGGGACGCGAAAAAGCGCGGUUUUCCCUUGCGCAGCGGUACGGAGCAGCUGCGGCCCUGGUGAGAAGCGAGAACGCAGAUAUGGCUAGUUAGUUUUGUGGUGUUAGAUUUUUUCGUUUACGUUUGUUUAGUUCGUUUUCUGUUUCAUCGUUUUUUAAAAGUCAUAUUGUACAGCAAAACAACAAGGCGCGGGUUUAAGCUUAGCGGAGAGGCCUGUGCAGGCAGAAGCAUUCGUUGCAAUACGUUUAGGGAAACAAAAGUUUGCAAUACUGUAGGGACGAACGAGCGCGUUUUUGGGUAGCAGUGGAACGCGCAAAACACACGUGACGGAACAUCCGGCAUCCCGUGGCAAAGUCGCGAAAGGACGGAAACAGGUUCUUUUAGUGUUUUGAGAAAACAUAGAUGAUGAAAAUUUAAAAAUUGCAAAUUAUAACGAAAGUGAACCGGUUACGCCGAUAAUAUUGAACAAAAAAUGAGCUAAUCGAUGUAUGUGAUUGUAUGUGGAAUGUUUCCACCAUACGCGGUUUGUGUACAGCAGCGUUUCGGAAUAGUAUUUAAGAAAAGUCGAAGCACGGUGGUGGUAGUACAUGGACAAGACAAAAAAAGGAGGGGAAAAAAAUGAAACAAAAAAAUGCUGUGUCGAUUCCUGUUCUUGGGGCAUCGAUGUUGGAUUUAGGAAGCUAGGUAUCUGUAAAUGUAUAAUGUCGAAGCAAACACAAAACCAGCAACAUCGAGCAAUCGAUUUCGUUUUUCGGACAUGCUAUGUGCUAUACAGUUUUCUCACUUCAUGCGUGUUCAGUUUACGCGGGGUAAUCACACAGGCGCUAGAGUGGGUUACAUUUUGAUCGUUUUCUUCACAUACUAGCAUCGUUGGAUUGGCCUUUUAUUUCUCGAUUCAAAAUAACAAACAAAACGCAAAUCAAACCAUAACCACAGAACCUUCAUCGCCGUUGUUCAUCCCCUUACCGGUGCGAGGAUAUCGCCAGGUUUGUUUGCGUUCUCUGCAGCUUAGUUGAUCUUCGAAUAAAGCUCGCAGAUGGUAGUACGUAUUAAAUUGCGUUUAUAGUAUGUUUGUAGGUGAGGUGUAUUUGUAUGUUGUGGGAGAUUGUUUUGAAAACGUUGACGACGGCGUGUGUUGACCUGUUACCAUCGUCGCAGAAGCGAAAACUUAUAUGGUAGGAACCGGAUCGUUAUGCUGACCAUUGAGCGAAACAAACAAAUAAAUAAACAAUGAACUAAAUGUGCAAAAUUCACGCCUGCGCUGCAGAAAAGAAAAGAGACCGAAAGUAAGCCGGAACUAAAUGUAGGCAGCUGCUGCGGAUUCAAUGUCGUGUGCAUGCAAACGUGGCAAAUCCUAAGAAUGAGACAGUAGCGUAUACGCGGAUGCUUUUUAAAGGUGCAGUUGUUGAGGCGAGCCGCUGGAUGGCAGCAGCAGAGUCUAGGUAGAUUAAGCACAGGACGACGGUUUACUUUUGAUGCUCCUUUUAUACCAAAACCCAGAAAACACCCAUACCCAGGCAAUCAAAUCGGCCAAAGAGGAAGACGUAUCUUCUUUUCACGUGGCGCCUGGUUGUUGACACUUUCCGUUGUAUUUUAUUUGACCAUCCAUUCUCAACGUCCAUUUCGUAGUGCGUAAGAGCUAGGCUAGGUGUUCUCCUCUCCUAUGUUGAUUUCCUCCGUUCUUACCUGAUGUUAGAUUUUCCGCAAUGGAUCCAUUGGAAAACGUUCGGAACCCCCCCCACCAGCAAACAGGUCACUUUCACUAAAGAAUAAAGCGUAGUCAAAAAUGUGAAAGAACCGGCAACGAGAUUUUAUUUCCAUUCUCAUCGCGUCACGCAAAGGGUACGGCUAAAGCACAAGGUAUGACAAUCUUCGCUUCGUUGUUAACACCGUGAUAGGGUUUGAUUGAGCGGGCUGGAACCGAGAAGUACAGAUCCACCUGCUUGUGCUGCUGUAGAAAAGCAAACUAAGAAAAGCAGAAACUAAAACGCAAAGGUUAGGACGACAAAAAAAAUUAAGGGAAGAAACAGGAAACCAACAGUGGAGCGAAGCAAAAACCGCGAGAUUUAAUAGUAGAACAAUAAGGCCACACAAAGUAUAGCAAAACUAUCGGGAUGGAUUCGAAAAUAAAAAAAAACUGUA
Messenger RNA from Anopheles nili, 4080 nucleotides. RefSeq names its product elongation of very long chain fatty acids protein 7. Gene Ontology annotation, biological process: fatty acid elongation, saturated fatty acid; very long-chain fatty acid biosynthetic process; fatty acid elongation, monounsaturated fatty acid. Lineage: Eukaryota; Metazoa; Arthropoda; Insecta; Diptera; Culicidae. Gene Ontology annotation, cellular component: endoplasmic reticulum membrane. Gene Ontology annotation, molecular function: fatty acid elongase activity. The coding region runs from base 108 to 1187 and encodes 359 amino acids. The record is from RefSeq and is a predicted model, not a curated record. The transcript has 8 exons.